Cylicostephanus goldi is the source of this 303-nucleotide messenger RNA. NCBI's taxonomy places the organism in Eukaryota, Metazoa, Nematoda, Chromadorea, Rhabditida, Strongylidae. The record is from the annotation of a GenBank genome assembly.
GGCAUAGUUGCACAUGCCUUCUAUCCCCGUGAUGGUCGACUACACUUCGAUGCAGACGAAGACUGGAGUUUAAAUUCUCCAACUGGAGUGAACCUAUACCAGGUAGUCUCAACCGCUGUUCACGAAAUUGGCCAUGUACUUGGUUUGGAGCACUCUGUAGAUCCACAAGCAGUAAUGUUCUCAGCGCGAAGGCCGUACGAUCCAGACUUUGCUUUGGGAUUUGCGCACAACAUCAAGUACUGUCCUGCAGCAGCUGUGUACAUCGUAUCCCAAUGUAAAGUCAGCAGAAAACGACGUAUGUAA